Messenger RNA from Prunus avium (sweet cherry), 2470 nucleotides. It is a transcript of the gene MAP3KA, whose product is annotated as mitogen-activated protein kinase kinase kinase 3. Gene Ontology annotation, biological process: MAPK cascade; protein phosphorylation. Gene Ontology annotation, cellular component: cytoplasm. Lineage: Eukaryota; Viridiplantae; Streptophyta; Magnoliopsida; Rosales; Rosaceae. The record is from RefSeq and is a predicted model, not a curated record. Gene Ontology annotation, molecular function: ATP binding; MAP kinase kinase kinase activity.
CCCACUUCUCUCUCUCUCUCUCCAAAAAAAGUCUUCCUUUCUUCUUCAUCAUCAUCUUCUUCCAUAUAAAAUCAACGCACAAACCCCCAAUUCCAAGCUCUCUCUCUCUCUCUCAAAUUUCGUUCCCCAAUUCUCUUCUCUCUUGUUGUUGCCAGUUAAAUUAAAUUAAAUUACAUAGUUAGAAAUUUUUUUUCUGUUUUAUAGGGCGCCUGAUAUAGAUAUAUAGAUACAGAUAUAAAUAUACAUAUAGGUAUAGAGACAGAAAUAACUUCAGGUAAAAAUGCCUGCUUGGUGGGGAAGAAAAUCAAGCAAGAGCAAAGAAGAGCAAGAGAAGACACUUCAACACAAAAACCCAUACUCGAACCGCAACAACAACAAUUUCAUCAUCAAAUCUUCGAUCAAUAGCGAUAUUAAGAAGAAAGACAAAGGCGUUAGGCCCAAGAGCUUCGACGAACAAAUAACGCGUGGGUCACCGAGAGCGAGCAAAGAACUUGUGGGUGCUGGUGUUUCUGCUUCUGGAUUUUCGGGUUUCGACUCCGAUGGAUGCGAGAGGAGGCAGGGGCAUCCCCUGCCUCGGCCGUCGGUGUCGUCGGCGCAGGGCUUGGGAAAUGAUCAGGUGCUUGGCUUGGGAUCUGGCUACGCCUCAGUUUCAAGCGUCAGCUCCUCUGGGUCCUCCGAAGACCAACCGAUUGCGCAUGACAGCCAUGCUCAAUUUGGUGCUUCCAGUUACAGAGUUAAUGGUGAUCCCAAGUACAACGUGAUGCCUAGAAGCCCCGGUCCUGGGUCUAGGGGGCCAACUAGCCCGACAUCUCCUCUUCACCCGCUGUUUUGUGCCAUAAGUUUGGAGUCUCCAACGGGAAAGCAAGAAGACGGGAAGAGUGUUUGUCAUCCACUUCCUCUCCCGCCAGGUUCUCCAACUAGCCCUUCUGCCUUGCCCAACAGUAGAACUAGUGUCACCAUUGAGAACACAACUUGUGCACUAUCAAAGUGGAAGAAGGGAAAGCUUCUAGGAAGGGGGACUUUUGGCCAUGUUUAUGUCGGAUUUAAUAGUGAAAGUGGGCAAAUGUGUGCAAUAAAAGAAGUUAGGCUUGUCUCUGAUGAUCGGACAUCAAAAGAAUGUCUUAAGCAACUGAACCAGGAGAUAAAUUUGCUUAGUCGGCUCUCACAUCCAAACAUUGUUCAAUAUCAUGGAAGUGAAUUGGGUGAAGACGCACUCUCUGUUUAUUUGGAAUAUGUGUCUGGUGGCUCAAUUCAUAAAUUACUUCAAGAAUAUGGUCCUUUUAAGGAACCUGUGAUUCAAAAUUAUACCAGACAGAUUAUAUCUGGGCUUGCCUACUUACAUGGAAGAAAUACGGUUCAUAGGGACAUUAAAGGGGCAAACAUAUUAGUGGAUCCUAAUGGUGAAAUUAAGUUGGCAGACUUUGGCAUGGCUAAACAUAUUACAAAUUGUGCUUCAAUGCUUUCAUUCAAGGGAAGUCCUUAUUGGAUGGCCCCUGAGGUUGUAAUGAAUAUAAACGGCUAUAGUCUUGCAGUGGAUAUAUGGAGCUUGGGAUGUACAAUUCUUGAAAUGGCAACUUCUAAACCUCCUUGGAGCCAGUAUGAAGGGGUGGCGGCAAUUUUUAAAAUUGGAAACAGCAAAGAUAUUCCAGAGAUUCCUGAUCAUCUUUCCAAAGAUGCAAAAAAUUUUGUGAGGCUAUGCUUGCAACGGAACCCAUCAGAGCGUCCCGCAGCAUCUCAGCUGCUAGACCACCCUUUCAUUAGAGAGCAAACGUCUACAAGAAUUUCUAACACCAAGUUAACCAAGGAUGCCUUCCCGUAUGCUUUUCAUGGAAGCAGGACACCGCCAAUAUUGGAGCUACAUUCCAACAGAACAAGCAUCACCUUGAGUGAUGCAGAUCACACAGCAAAGCCCACAGCCGCGACUUCAAGAGCUGUGCGGAGCCCCAGAGAGAAUAUAAGGAUGAUUACAUCUUUGCCUGUAUCCCCUUGUUCAAGCCCUUUACGACAAUAUGGACAGACACACAAGAGCUGUUUUCUUUCUCCUCCUCACCCAACUUAUGCCAUGAUGGGACAGAGUAGUUACAAUUUGAGUGACUUGCCGUCGUAUAAUACACUAAGUCCAAAUACAUCGUACACUCUUGAUCCUUGGCAGGACACAAGUAUACUUAAAGCCCAAACGCCCGGAGGUUCACCAAGAACACGACCCAUUUGAAUGUAAAUACCAUGAGAAGCAAAAUUUUCUUUUGUCUCCCUGAAUGCUUGAUGAACUGGAGUCGUCCUGAAAGUUUAGAAGAAAAUUUGGUUCAUGCAACCACCCAGCCACCUAGCAACUCGAAGUGACUUGAUUGUUAUGUAUGGGAAUUUGAAAACAAACUGGGGCAUUUACGGACAAGUUUAAAAUGCAUGGGGUAGAUACUGGUCUAAAUCCUUACUGUUUGUAAAUGGAAGCUAGCUGGUCACAUUUGUAACA